Messenger RNA from Drosophila nasuta, 2357 nucleotides. Its product is annotated as micronuclear linker histone polyprotein. The coding region runs from base 91 to 2220 and encodes 709 amino acids. The transcript is spliced from 4 exons. The record is from RefSeq and is a predicted model, not a curated record. NCBI's taxonomy places the organism in Eukaryota, Metazoa, Arthropoda, Insecta, Diptera, Drosophilidae.
GCAUUCAAUGUCAAAAAAAUUAAUUCAUUAACUCAAAAUUGUAAAUAUACGUGAAACCCAUACAUAUUAAAAAAUGAAUAUUUUAAUAAAAUGGGGUUUAAUUUAGCGCAGAUAUGUUGUAAUCCUCCAUCAAGUCUUCUAUCAACAGUUCGUCUAGCACAACCCAAAUUUUUUUGUAACGAUAAUUUCAAUAAAUGCAGUCCUUGCCGUGUUCCGUGCUGCUGUAGAAAUUCUAUACUGACCGAUCACACAUACUCUAUACUUAAACGUAUUUGCCAUAAGAUUAUCAAAAAUUAUAACCGCCAACUUUGCCGUGAGAAGUAUACAGUAUUUGAUGGCGGUAAUAGUAUUAGUCCACGAUGGUCAGACAGGCAAUAUAGAGAAGAGGGCAGCGAGUUCAGUAAUUCUUUCAGGCAAAGGGGAUGGGACUAUUCUAAGGACUCUGUGAGGAGAGAUGAAUUCACGAAUCGUAACAAAGCAAAUAAGGGUUAUACAGAUGGUGCGGGGGAUGUAUAUGGUAACAGAGGAAAACUAUCCGGAAAGUUACAAAAGGACCAAGAUAACGGUUAUGAAGUCAAAGCAGGCAGUAGAAAAUCAAGGAAAGGAAAAAGUACUACUGAAGAUGGGCGGGAUGACGGAUCUGGAUAUUCAAGGUCUCGCAAUAAAAAAGGUGCGAAUAUUGGCGCCGAUGUAGAACAAUUACCAAAUAAGUCGAAAAAGAAGGGUGAAGGAAAAGACGAUAUAAUUACUGACAAUGCGGCAAAAGCAGAUAAGGGAAAACAAAGAAAAUCGAAAAAUCGAAAUAGAAGGGAUUCGGGAGAAGCUGAUGAAAAAGAGGGAAAAUUGAAAGGCCGCAAAGAUAAAAAAGCAGCAAAAGAAAGGGACUCGGAUGAUACUGCAGAAAAGGAGGGGAGGUCGAAAGGCCGCAAGCAAAACAAAGGUACGGUGGAAAAAGAAGAAAAGGAUCGCAUAUCGAAAAAUCGUAAGGAUGCUAGAGCUUCCGAUGCGGCGGUUAAAAAUCUUAAGGAAAAUGGGGAGAAAGGCGGAAAAUCAAAAAAAGGCAAGGCGAGGGACUCUGGGGAUACUACAGAAAAAGAUGGGAAGUCGAAAGGUCGCAGGGAUAAAAAAUCAACUUUAGGAGAAUCUGGAGUUGAAGAUGGCAAAUCUUCUAAGAAGGGAGUGGAAAAGAAGGCAAAGAAAAAUUCAGCUUCCGACGAAAUAAAUACUUCUAAGAAAGGAGUGGGGCAAGUCGCAACAGCUGGCGAAAAGUCAACGGCAGAAGCCAGUAAAUCGAAGAAGGGAGUUGCUCCGGAUGAUGCAUCCCCGGAUAAAGACAAGAAAGGCGCAAGAGGUACAGAAGCAAGUACUUCUAAGAAAGGAGCGGGACAAGUCGCAACAGCUGGGGAAAAGUCAGCGGCAGAAGCAAGUAAAUCGAAGAAGGGAGUUCCUCCGGAUGCUUCCUUGGAUAAAGACAAGAAAGGCGCAAGAGGUACGGAAGAAGUAAGUGCUUCUAAGAAAGGAGCGGGACAAGUCGCAACAGGUGGCGAAAAGUCAGCACUAGAAACAAGUAAAUCUAAGAAGGGUGCUGCCCCGUAUUCAGUGAUGGAUAACGACAAGAAAAGCGCAAUAGGAACGGAUGAGGCAUCUUCUGGGGAGAAGGGAAAGCAUAAAAAAUCUGCUGGAGGGACGGAUAAAAAGGGUGCAAAUAACAGUGGAACGAAGGACACAACUGAAGAUAAAGGAGCUAAAAAAACUGCACAAAACGAUGGCAAGGAUUCAAAGAAGGCUUCAAAAGGUGAUGAAAAGGAUGAUAGUUCAAAUGCGAAUAAGAAAUAUGGAAAACAGCAAAAACACAGCAAGGGUGACAUCAUAAAAGAUGAGGACAUUGAUCAAGAGACUGUUAAAAAAUCUACCAAAUUCGGAAAGAACAAAAUUGGAGACAAAGGCUUUUCUAGAUACAGUGACUCCGGAACUCGUCAUGCCAGUCAAUUUAGAGAUAAUUGGUCUAGGACACGCAAGGAUAUCAAGGACUCGAAGUUCAUACAAUACGAAAGACCUUCAGGCAGAGCAUUUAGGCCUACUCGAGGUGAUGAAGUUCGAACUUGUGAUAUUUUACGUGUUUACUUAGAGCAGCGCGAUCUUUCAAGAUGCUACCCCUGCCGGCAGUCCCCAUGUAACGUUUGCAGAAUCUGUCCGCCGUGUCCUACCAUUUGUUGCUAACAAUCUAGAACUAGCUAACUCUAACUCUCGCCUAUAUUUAUUGUAUAAUCGUGAUAUACAUCAAUACGUAUUUUUUCAGGUGUUCCUGCAUACUUUGAAUAAUCAAAACCAGAAUAUUGGUUCAUUUUUAAACUUUA